GGGUAGAUCAGUCUUGAUCCAGCAUUCGGUCAACAAACAGCGCGAAACUGUUUUCGGUUCCACUCCGAAAAAGACCCAACUGCCACACCGCCGUGGUGACAAAACGAUAUCAUAGCAUUACCUACCGACGGAGAAACAACGCGAGCGCGAUCAAGUCGAUCAGAUCGCCGUCGUCGUAGUCGAAUUAUGUAAGGGAAGCGUCGUUUUUUUUUGCUUUUCAAGGAGACGACGUCGACGUGCGCGAAAAUAUUCAGCAAUUGCUCAAUACCCGAGCGGCGGGACAUUGAAAUCGAAUUAAGCUGCGCGCGGCAACCAUACCCUACCCCUUUGGAGGAGAGCAGCGAGGUUGCGUUGGCCCAAUAGAGGGAGGCUCUCGGUGUCGAUUGUUUUCUGAGGAUAAACUAGUUUCGUUCCCGAGCGGUUCGUUCAGUGAUAGCCAGUAGACCCAAUCGAACGCGUGCUAGCUAUCUAUCCUAGCAACACCUAUCUAGCGCUGUGAAGUGUUUCAAUUGAUUGGUAGUUCUGGUUAUCUUGAUAGAAAGUGAAAGUGAUAUCUAGAAACGAAAAUGAAGGUUCUAAACGUCCUGCCUGCCGCGUAUCUAUUCUUAGUGGCACUUUUGUCCACAACGAGUUACAGUGGCACUUCAGUGAAAGCCCAGGAGCCCCUGUUUGAGCUGCCGGUACAGCUGAUUGGAUUCCCGGUCAUCAUCCUGUCCGUGAGAUUGGCCAACUUUGCCAAGAAGCUCGCGUACUCGGUUAAUCCAAAAACCUAUCAAUCGCGCAGCCGGCGGGAAACGUUGGCCGGUGCCGGUGAACUCACCGAGGAGGAAAUCUCCCGUAUGGCGGUCGACAUUGCCCAGGCCGAGCGCCGGAUCCUGCACGAGUUCGGCCCGAAGGCGUGCAUCGAGGAAGAACCAUGCCGACUGCACGCGGUCCGAUCGACCCGCACGGCCGCUGCCCCCGGCGACUACCAACCGGACUGGAACGAUAUCUUGAAGAACUACAAGGUGCGAGCAUCCGGUAUGAAGCAGUGGUACCUGCUGUCAGUGUUCAUCGGAGACUACAUCCGGGAUGUGCAGUUCUGCAAGCAGCUGGCCAAGCGGCUGGCGUGCGAUCGGAACCAGAAGGAGUUUGUGCGAGAUUGAGGCGUUGCGUUAGGAGCUGCAUGGAUGGAGCGUUUAGAUUAAUUGUUAAGUAGUGCGAAUGGAUUAAAUUAUUUUCUGUAAAUAGA
Aedes albopictus (Asian tiger mosquito) is the source of this 1231-nucleotide messenger RNA. RefSeq lists its product as uncharacterized. Bases 567 to 1145 code for a protein of 192 amino acids. NCBI's taxonomy places the organism in Eukaryota, Metazoa, Arthropoda, Insecta, Diptera, Culicidae. The record is from RefSeq and is a predicted model, not a curated record. The transcript is spliced from 3 exons.